Messenger RNA from Phacochoerus africanus (Common warthog), 1608 nucleotides. It is a transcript of the gene OSR2, whose product is annotated as odd-skipped related transciption factor 2. The transcript has 4 exons. Gene Ontology annotation, molecular function: RNA polymerase II transcription regulatory region sequence-specific DNA binding; DNA-binding transcription factor activity, RNA polymerase II-specific. The coding region runs from base 269 to 1207 and encodes 312 amino acids. The record is from RefSeq and is a predicted model, not a curated record. Gene Ontology annotation, biological process: regulation of transcription by RNA polymerase II; embryo development; urogenital system development. Lineage: Eukaryota; Metazoa; Chordata; Mammalia; Artiodactyla; Suidae. Gene Ontology annotation, cellular component: nucleus.
CGUCGUCCUCCAGAUCAUGUCCGCAGCUCCCUGGACUCCGCACGGAAAAAGAAGUUUGUCAGGCGUGGACCCAAUGACCUUUCCAAGCUGUGUGCCUCACUCUCUGGACCAGGUCUGAGUGGUGCUCCCCAGGCGGACCUUUCUGCUAGAGGGUUUUCUCUGCGUGCUGUGCUGUUGUCCUUCUGGGUUUUCACCGGAGCCCCACGCCCGCCGCCUCUGAAUCCUGGAAAAGAGAGGUGGCUACCUCCGGCCCCCAACACCCCGGAAAAUGGGGAGCAAGGCCCUGCCGGCGCCCAUCCCGCUCCACCCAUCGCUGCAGCUCACCAAUUACUCCUUCCUGCAGGCCGUGAACACCUUCCCCGCUGCGGUGGACCACCUGCAGGGCCUGUACGGUCUCAGCGCCGUGCAGACCAUGCACAUGAACCACUGGACCCUGGGGUACCCUAACAUGCACGAGAUCACCCGCUCCACCAUCACCGAGAUGGCGGCGGCGCAGGGCCUCGUGGACGCGCGCUUCCCCUUCCCGGCUCUGCCCUUUACCACCCACCUCUUCCACCCCAAGCAGGGAGCCAUUGCCCAUGUCCUCCCAGCUCUGCACAAAGACCGCCCUCGGUUUGACUUCGCCAACUUGGCUGUGGCCGCUACGCAAGAGGACCCCCCUAAGAUAGGAGACCUGACCAAGCUGAGCCCGGGGCUGGGUGGCCCCAUCUCGGGCCUCAGUAAAUUGACUCCGGACAGAAAGCCCUCCCGAGGGAGGUUGCCCUCCAAAACGAAAAAAGAGUUUAUCUGCAAGUUUUGCGGCAGACACUUUACCAAAUCCUACAAUUUGCUCAUCCACGAGAGGACCCACACGGAUGAGAGGCCAUACACGUGUGACAUAUGCCAUAAGGCUUUCCGGAGGCAAGAUCAUUUGCGGGAUCACAGGUAUAUCCAUUCCAAAGAAAAACCCUUCAAAUGUCAGGAGUGUGGGAAAGGAUUUUGUCAGUCUAGAACUCUAGCAGUUCACAAAACUUUACAUAUGCAGGAAUCUCCACACAAAUGUCCCACAUGUGGAAGAACCUUUAAUCAGAGAAGUAAUCUGAAAACUCACCUUCUCACCCAUACAGACAUCAAGCCCUACAGCUGCGAGCAGUGCGGCAAAGUGUUCAGGCGAAACUGUGAUCUGCGGCGGCACAGCCUGACUCACACCCCGCGGCAGGACUUCUAGAGAAGCCCCGGAUCUGUCCCGGGCCGCCGCCGCCGCCGCCGCCGCCGCUCCCCUCCCCAGACACCUCUCCUCCUCGCCUCCCACCCCCAACCCUUCACUGACCCCAGCUCUUCCCUGGCUGCAGCCACACCUGCAGCUCCGGGGGCUUAACUCAUCUUCCCGAGGACUGAGAACUCUAGGAAGCCACACAAGUACAUCCUUUCACAAAGAACAUAUGCUAGUUUCUUGUAGAUAUUCACAGCUCAUUUUAGAGCUCUGUACAUAAUGUCGUGGGUCUCUGUUUCGUUCUGUUUCGUCCGUUUUUUGUAUCUUGUCGGAUGCACCUAGAUAUGGAAAAUGGAAGCCAAAUUUUUCUUCGAAGACUGUAUUUUCAAAAUAAAACGUUUUCUUGUUUGUUUCAA